Molecule: messenger RNA, 11072 nt
Organism: Gigantopelta aegis
Lineage: Eukaryota; Metazoa; Mollusca; Gastropoda; Neomphalida; Peltospiridae
Product: forkhead box protein K2-like
Exons: 8
Coding region: 43-2019 (658 amino acids)
Biological process (GO): regulation of transcription by RNA polymerase II
Molecular function (GO): RNA polymerase II cis-regulatory region sequence-specific DNA binding; DNA-binding transcription factor activity, RNA polymerase II-specific; protein binding
Source: RefSeq, a predicted model, not a curated record
GCAGGUUGUUUUCGUCCAUUUUGGCGUGUGAAAACACAAAUAAUGUCUGCCGUAGGUUACUCAACAAACAACGACGCAUUAGCGUUGUUAGCUCUGAGGUCGGCUCCUGCAAGCCCUUCCAAAGUUUCAUGGACUCCAGAAUCAAAGGGGACUGCAAUUGCGAGGUUGGAAGGCAGAGACUUUGAGUACUAUAUGCGUGGUACCAAAAUUAGCAUUGGACGCAACAGCAGUAAAGGAGAUGUAGACGUAAACAUGGGACAUUCAAAUUUUAUUUCUCGUGUUCAUCUCGAAAUAUUUUUUGACCACCCUAAUUUUUUCAUGAAGUGCAACGGUAAAAAUGGCGUAUUCAUUGAUGGAAUAUUCCAGCGUAAAGGUGCACCUCCCCUGCAACUUCCUCGAUCGUGUGUUAUUCGGUUCCCCAGCACAAAUAUUAAAAUUGGGUUCAACUCGCUGGUGGAGGAGCCAGUUCCUGAAGUCUCUUUGACUCCAACCGCCAGUCAGUCGCCACCACGCAAGAAGCCAUUGCCGCCGUUGAAAAUAAAUAUUCCUCAUGUCGGUCUCAUUCAAAAAAGUGUUGCAAAUAGUCCUUGCCCAUCGCCAACAGGAACAAUCAGUGCUGCCAAUUCGUGUCCGACCAGCCCUCGGAGUGGUGCCAGUUUGGGUUACCGUGGUCUGAUGCCCGAUCUCAACGCAGCAGUAGCAUAUGCUGCAGCCCAUCCGAGAGAGGACAAGGAUAAUCUUGCCAUGAUGUCUCCAGAAAAAGAUGGGCCUAGGGAUGAGACAAAGCCACCAUACUCAUACGCUCAGUUGAUUGUGCAGGCGGUGACGACAGCACAAGACAAACAGUUGACGCUCAGUGGAAUUUAUGCAUAUAUCACCAAAAAUUAUCCAUAUUACAGGACAGCUGAUAAGGGGUGGCAGAAUUCAAUUCGUCAUAACUUGUCAUUGAAUCGUUAUUUUGUAAAAGUGCCACGGUCCCAAGAGGAACCGGGUAAGGGUUCAUUCUGGCGAAUUGAUCCUCAGUCGGAGCCCAAGUUGACAGCCCAGGCCUUCAGGCGACGCAGACAGAGAGGGGUGCCGUGUUUCCGGACACCUUUUGGUGGAGUUUCAUCACGAUCAGCUCCAGUAUCUCCGAGUCAUCUGGCUGGCACAUUGACCCCGGACUCUCUGUCACGAGAAGGUAGUCCAAUACCAGAAUCAUCUUUCGAAUCCGAGGUUAUACCCUCAAGUACGGCCCAGCAUGCGACACUGACAUCUAUUGCAGGAGAGUUGAGGUUUAGCCAGUCGGCACCUGGUUCACCUUCAGGGUCUCGAGUGUUGUCUCCAGUCACUGUUUCUACAAGUAACGGGUCUGCAGCGCUGCAUCAAUUGCCAUCAGUGAUCACAAAACCCAAAAUAAUAGUAACAAAUCCAGGACAGGUCUUCAUGAAUGGGCCGGCAGUCACUGGCAUGUCUCUCACCAAUGGAACGCAUUUAGAAAUAAAGAAAGAAGGUGCUGAAUUUAGUCAGGGUGCAUCCCAAAAGGUGGCAUCUCUGAUGGCGUCGGCCAGUCAGGCAGCACACUAUCAAGCUGCAGGUCUGAAGCCGCCAACACUCGUCCGUAACUUGACCAUGGCUGUGAAUCAUCAGGGACUGACGCUCGCCACGGGUCAGCCAUCAUCGGUGCAGUCAGCCAUCUCGGCCGCCUCACUAACCACCAUCCAGGCACCUCAACCUCUGACCCUCAUCUCCCAGCCGGGCGUGCAGAUCAUGCAGCCUGUAUCCGUUCACGGCCAGAUUGUGCAGACGUCACAGGCCAGUGUCGUAGACCAGCCCCUCAUGCAGCUAGCAGCAGAAGUUCAGGCCAGCCAAGUACAGGAACAACAAACUAAUGCUGUCAUGCAGCAGCAACAGUAUUUGGUGACUAAUUUGAUACCUGGAUCAAACAUCAUCAAACGUGGAUCAGUGGAACUGGGAGAAGCCAGAAAUGAAGAUUCUGAUUCGAAGAGAAUGAAAACGGAAGUGGAGGAAGCAAGCUAAUAGAACAGCAGUCGGAACUUGUCACUUGUGUCUCGUUGAUAGCAGAGAGAGAAGUUUUAACUUUAACGGAUGUUCAGUGGGCUUUAACAAUUACCUUUUGUCAUUUUUACAAUUAAUCGGACAAGAUAUGAACAUUUUUAUCUUGAAGAAUAUGGUUAUUAACUGAAAAGAUGUUUUAACACUUGACUGUUGUGAACUGCAUUCUCAGUUUAAUGUAUUACGAAUUAGUUGCAAUUUACAAUAGUUGUGAUUGUUAGAUUUUUGUUGGCAAGAAAAAGGUCAGUGUUAUAUUCAAGCUGAGGGCAGUGUUGAUUGAGAAAUUGAUAAUAAAUGUAUUAAAUCUACAGGGAAGCCAAUUUCUUGGAUGACUUUCAUCAAAGCUAACCAAGAAGAAUUCUCUAAACAGGUUACAGAUGUGUGUUGGUAUAAAUGGAAAAAGGACUGAUGUUUAGAGUUAUUUUGUUUGGCUAACAGAACUGUUAUCAAAGAGAAGUGUAAAAAUGAAAUGCAGCUGAUAAAGAUACAGCAUUGGCGAUUACAAAGUCUCGUGGACAAAAGGAUGCUUUGUUAGUGGUACUUUUUAGGAUUAGUGGCACACCCACUAAACUUCAUUAUGUGUGGUCAUCAUCAAACACACAAGUACUGAGGAACAUUUUAUUGUCAAUUUUAGUGCUGGUAUUUUAUUAACAGAAAGUAUAUUUUCUGUAAAUACUGAUUAAAAAAAAGUGCAUGUGUGCAUCAGGUGUUUUGCCAAAAAAUAAGUUGAGGGUAUAUAAUAAAAACAAAACGGAUCAUACCUUACUAGGUGGUUAUGUGUUUUGAAAUCUGAAGAAACUGGCAUCUGCAUUUCAUGUACUUGGACAAAUUUUAAACAGCAAUUCUUUUCCUUCAAAAUCCUUCAAUUCUUUCAAAAAAUUAUAAAAAGGUAUCCAUUAAUUUCCAAGAUUUUAGAUACACAAUUUUACCCUUUGUACCCUCUGGCAGAAAUUCUGCAUAUACAUAUACAGUAUACCUUCAAAAUUCUAUUAAAAAAAUUCAAGUUUAUCAUGUAAGGCCAAUUAUUAAAGGUAAAAGUUAAAUAAUAUCAUUUAUGAAUCUGUCAGUUUGAUAAAUAAUAUUCGGCACUAUGUAUUUGGAUAGUUUCAUUAGUAUUCAAACAAUAUGUUACACUUGUACAUAAUUCUAAAAAUGUAUUCCUUACAAAUAUCAAAAAUGGUUUUUGAUUUUUUUUUUUUUUUAACUUGUUGAAACAUAAUGAACAUAUGUUUACUGUUUUUGUUAAUCAUGGUCAUGGUUAGUUCACUGUUUUUGUGUGUACGUUACAUUCAUUGGCUUAAGAGCUGAAAUUUAAUUCUGACGUUUUCAGUCAUUAUUAUUUUUUUCACAAAUUGUUCAUAGAUUGUCUCCUUAAAAAUGUGUUCUUUUCAUCGUUGACUCUAGAUUUAAUAAUGUUUUAACUAUCAACUUAAUAUCUGUGUUUUGUUCUUGAAAACAUUAAGUGUGAUAUGAAAUAUUCUAAGACAAUAUAAAGUACAGUUUAGUCAGGUAUUUCAGAUAAACUGAAAUUUAAAACACUGCAAAUCAUCUUUAUAAAUAGUCAUACCUAUUUAAAAACCUGCAAAAAUUUGCAUGGUAUUUGACAGUCAAGCUUCCUAUCUACUUGGGCAACAUGUUUCUAUUCAAAAAUAAAGUACUUUAACAUAGACUGGGUAUAUUCCUGUUAUAUCACUGCAGUCAAUGAUGGCACAUAAACAGAAAUUUAAAACACUGCAAAUCAUCUUUAUAAAUAAUCAUACCUAUUUAAAAACCUACUGCAAAAAUGUUUAUGGUAUUUAACAGUCAAGCUUCCUAUCUACUUGGACAACGUGACUUCUAUUCAAAAAUAAAAGUACUUUAACAUAGACUGGGUAUAUUCCUGUUAUAUCACUGCAGUCAAAGAUGGCACAUUACUUUUAACUGCACAUGCAAGAAAACUGGAAAAUGCUUGCACAUUUGAAAUUAAAUCCGGUACUUGUUGAGAAAUUAACCUGAAAAAUGUUAGGGUAGAAAAAAGUUUUUCCACAAAACAUUUAAAAACCCAAACCAUUUCAGAAUAUGAGCAAUUUGAUAAUUUUAUGCUCAUAUGAGAAGAGGCCAUUCUUGUACUUGAUACUAUUUUCUCAACAACCAGUCCAUUAUAGCUUUGUCAGUCCAUAUUAGAUUAAAUUUAAAUUAACAACAGUGAUUUAAAUUUUACAAGCAAUGAAAAUAUAAUUUAAAGAGGGCUGGAGGCAUCAAUUUGAUAAAUAACAUACUUCCUAUUUUCUUUCCAUUGAAAACCAUUGUUUCAGCAUUUUCCCUCAUAUAUAUUACAUUGGCAGUCAUCACAUUGACUAGUAUGUGUUAUUUAUAUUGAAGAACAGUGAUAGCAUCAUUUUAUUGUUUCGUGGUACAUGUACUAAUAUUAUUUGAUACAAAUGACAUAGAUAUGCUGUACAUAGUACAUAAAUGUUACCAGCAUUGUGUAUUCCUUAUAAAUUGAGAAUUCUUAUUGGAAAGUAGUAUGAGCAUUUAUGUAAUCCUGUUAUAUCUUUCAAAUUUUAUGUUUGGUCAUAAUCUCAUUUUGUUAUUUUUCAAGUGUUUUACCGAUUAUUUAUUUUUGAUUUUUUGUUACUUUGAUAUUGUUUUGACAGUACUAGCUAUUCUAUGUCAUCAAAUUCAAAACAUCACAAGGCAUAAAUACUGCAUAUCCAUGUGGUGUUUACAACAGUAAAAUAAUAAUGUUACAAUUAAGACAAACCAGCUUCUGUCUUUUAGUUUGUUUACAGAUGUCCAUGUAUGAAUUUGGUGUUCUAACCAAUUGAAUUGUUAAGCAUGUCUUCUCUGUGAUUUUAUGUCCAUAUAUCAUCCAACAAAAAUUACAUGUGUUCAGAAAACAUUGACGUUAUCAUUGUGCAUCUCAUUGUUCAUGCAUCAGAAGUGACCUGAUUAUAUGACUCAUUGCUUACACUUUACAUCUGUUCAUACUGCAGCUGUGUAACUCUUAGAAUAUUCAGUUUAUUAUUUUUCUACUUCUUAAAACAAAACAAAGUGUGGUUAUUACAAUAUUAACACUGUAUACUGGAUAGUUGUGCUUUGUCUAUUAUAUGUAUUAUUAAUUAUUCAAGAUGAGUGAUUAAUAUUUAUAUGGUUGAAGAAGUAAAAUGCCACCUGACAACAUUGUACUAAACCGUAGCUAUCUUAUACUGAUUUAGCAGAAAAUAGCCAGCCUUUGCUGGCUGAAAACUAUUUGAUUACACGAUUUAGAUAUUUGUAAAGUGUAUGUUGCUUUAACUAGAAAUAUAUAUUACUGCAAACAUUUUUUUUUUCCUUAAAAAAUUAGAUAUGUUGUUUUUGUGGUGGCCUGCAAGUGUUACGUGUUAAGUUUGCUUUUACUCUUGAACGUUUUUCUCAGCAAACCUGCAAAGGUGCUAAAUAUAUAUAUAUAUAUAUAUAAAUAUUUGGGUACUUAAAUGCAUUUGUGGUAAGAAAAUGUGAAUGGAAGUAUCAUUUGAUUGUGUGGAUGUUUUUAGAUUUGUUAAAACAUGUAUUUGUGUAUUUACUUUCCUUUAAACCAGAAUUAUUGCUUUCCAGACGGUUCGUCCUCUGGACUAUUCGUCCAUCGUACAAUUCGUCCAUGACAAUUCGUCCACCCACCUCGGACAAUUCGUCCACUCGAUUAUAACAUUUAGAUCAAUAAAUCUAAAAUAUUAUUUCUUAGACAUUAAAAUGGUCAAUUAUUUUUGUUUUGUGGUAAACUACUAGUAUAAGAAACGAACUAAUUUUUACUGGCACUGUCAACUUGUUAUUGUUUGUGUGUGUCCAUUAUAGUACUUCAUUGAUAUGUUGUUAUUCAAAUUGCUCUUCAACUACACCAAUAAGUCUCACAUACUAUUUAGAAAACAAAGCUAGUACUAAACUAAAAUUUCGUCAUUUAUGUCAAAAAUACCAUAACGUGACAUCAUUUGAGGUAACCAACCAAUAAACAACGAUAUUGUGUCCAUUCCGCUACCAGGUUCCAGCUAAGUUCUAAAUUUAACUAUAAAAAUUAUAGUAGACGAAUUGUCUAAGAACAAUUUUUGGUUGUGGAUGAAUCGUCUCGACUUCAACAGUGGACAAAUUUGUAGUGGACGAAACGUCCAGAGGAUGAAUCAUCUGCAUCCCGAAUUAUUGCUAUAGUUUUUUUUUUUUUCUAAGAAGACAAAGAGAAAACUGUAAAUCAGUGAAUCACAUUUAUCAUUGAUAAGUAAUGUUUAAUUUUAGCUAUAUGUUAUUGCUUCUAUCUUUCGCAAGCAUUUGUUGAUUUUUGGGGGUCAGUCUAAAGACACAAAUGAUUGCAACUAUGUGUUGUGUUAAGACUUGUGUAAAUAUAAACACAUCAUUUUUAUUCAUUGUUAUUUGUUUUUGGGGGCAGCAAAUACAUACUUUCUCUAGGCAUUGUCAAAUUCCUGUAACAAUUAUUGGACAUUGCAUAACUUUGUACUUGCAAUGUUGGUUGUUUUAUGAUCAUAUUUUCCAGACAACAUAUCUUCUCAUUCUUUCACCUCAUUUUGUUUCUCUUAUACUUGCAGCCAUAAUUCUAGUGACAUCAGUCAAACCUGUCAUAAAGCACACCAUAUGUAACAACCACCUGGCAAUAGUAGAUACUCCAUAGUUUUCCUUUCUACAUAUUAUAUAGAUUUUUACCUCUAUAAAAGCCACCAGCUCAUAGAAGGCCACAUUAUUUUUUGUCUUGUGGUGGCAUUCAUAGACUUCAUAGAUUUAUUAGUAUGUGUUAUUAAGUCUUCCCCACUAGUCUCAAUGCUGUAAUACAGGGUUAUAAGAUCAUUAUGUACUGGUACUGUAAAGUACUGCAAUGCAAAGCACUUCCAGGAUUUCAGCUGUUUCCUAAGUCAGUGAAUGAAUUUAGGUUUAAUUUGGCGAAUAUAUUUCAUUAAUAAAUCGCUAGAAAGCUAACUUGAAAAUAAAUUAAUAUUAAAGAGUCUUAAUUUUUCUUGUUUUAUUUAGCUAAUUGAAGCUAUUAGUUAACUACAGUUAACUAAAUUCAGUAAAUUGCUUCAAAAUGUUUUAGCACCAGCUCAAACUCGAUUUUUUAUACUUUGAAAACAAUUACUUGUUUUGGUAAUUAUGAAUUUAAUAGUUAUUUGAAUUUUUAAUUAAGACAAAUGUAAUUAACCCACACUAAGUGUUAUUGUUAGACCUAGACCCAUGCUUAUAAAAAUUUAUAAAACUGACACUACUAAAGUAUUAACUGCUGCAUGCUAUUUAUAUAACAUUACCAGGAUGUUAAAUCUUCAGACUUUGUAGAAGCCCAAAACCAAACAUUAAAUGGUUUCUAAGCACAAGCCCUGCUACAAUUUUCAAAGCACAUAACUUUGACCGUAACAAUAUUUGGCACAUGACGUUAAUACUGGACAAAAUAAUUUUAGUAUGGGCUGCUUAUGUCAAAUGUUUGAAGACUGAAAUUACAAUUUUAAUAAUAAUUUUUAAAAAUGUACCUAACAAUGUGACACAUAUUUUUGUUGAGGCAAACAUAAAAUGCACAAGAUUGUAAAUGAUAGUGUGUGUCAAUGCAAUAUAGUGGGGGUUUUCACAUUUAUGACUUGGUUAUUUGUGUGUGAAACAUAAUAUUAUUAUAUGUUUGUUUGUCUUGGUCUGUGAUUGUAAUAAAAAUUAUGUUCAGUGUGUUAUCACAAGUAUAAAUACAGUGCUUUUGAAAAACAUUAAAACCUUGUCCUGUAUACUAGUAAUAUUUGGUCAUUCUAAAUCAUUCUACAUUUUGAAUAUUUAUAAUCAUUGUACAAAUAAUACUUGUUGUUUUUUUAUAUUGCUUUAAUUUCCAAUAAAAUGGAUGAUGCCAUUUUAUAUAUUUUUUUUAAAACAAUGCCCUAGCACAUUGCCAUAGUUGAUUUGAAUAAUCUGUAAAGUUAUACUAUGAAAAUGCAUUGGUGGGCUGUAUCACUAAUAUCUGUGAGGUUAUUAUAACAGUUGCCUCUCCUGAACAUGUUUGAAUAAUCUGUAAAGUUAUACUAUGAAAAUGCAUUGGUGGGCUGUAUCACUAAUAUCUGUGAGGUUAUUAUAACAGUUGCCUCUCCUGAACAUGUUUGAAUAAUCUGUAAAGUUAUACUAUGAAAAUGCAUUGGUGGGCUGUAUCACUAAUAUCUGUGAGGUUAUUAUAACAGUUGCCUCUCCUGAACAUGUUUGAAUAAUCUGUAAAGUUAUACUAUGAAAAUGCAUUGGUGGGCUGUAUCACUAAUAUCUGUGAGGUUAUUAUAACAGUUGCCUCUCCUGAACAUGUUUGAAUAAUCUGUAAAGUUAUACUAUGAAAAUGCAUUGGUGGGCUGUAUCACUAAUAUCUGUGAGGUUAUUAUAACAGUUACCUCUCCUGAACAUGUUUGAAUAAUCUGUAAACUUAUACUAUGAAAAUGCAUUGGUGGGCUGUAUCACUAAUAUCUGUGAGGUUAUUAUAACAGUUGCCUCUCCUGAACAUGUUUGCUUAACAUACAUAUUGAUAAAUGUUUAAUAUUGCAAUAAUUGUAAAAUGUAGCUUAUUUUUGCAUGCCUGUUUAAACUUUUCAGUUUUAAAUAAAUAACUCAUUGGAUAGAUUGUGCACCAGUCACAUUUUGUAAAUUAAAAGCUGUUAAUUAAAAGUUGUCGGAAUCUCUCUCAAAAUUAUUUAGGCAAUUAACUAAUAAUCUAAACCUAAUAGGAGGCUAUAAUUAAACCAAAAAUACAUAAAAUGCAAGAAACAAUUGCAACCAAUGGCAAAUUUAAAAAAAAAGAAAAAAGGGUUUAUCUUUUAUUUGUUUUUUAUAUUAUUAUUAUUAGUUUUUUUAAUUAUUAUUAUUAACAGUUACUGUAAUUUACUGUAAACGAUCACCACCAAAUUUCCUCAUGCAUGAACACCCCUGCCAUUGUCUAGUGGUGACCUUGCAGCUUUAACUUCUUUACUGGAGGUGGUGUUAAUUGGUUAUUGUUUUGUUUUUUUACAUGUUUAGAUGUGUUUUCACAAGUUGUUCACUAAGAAUAGAGCCCAGUGAACUGCAAAAUUUGUUUCUUAUUUUCUUUCUGUCGGCCUCCCCCACCACUCAAUCACGUCAUGUCAAAAACUCCCCUCCCAUCAUGUCUGAUUGGUACAUUAUUAUUAAUUUAGUUGUAUUAACGUUAAACAUCAUUGGCCAAAUUUACUGUUUAAGCAUUGUAAAUGUAUGUAGUUACACAUGUGUAAGACUUUUUAAAUUUUGCCCCAUUUGUACACAAAAGAAAUAUGUUAAUGACUGUUCUGAAAUUAUAUUCAGUAUCUUCAUGUAUAUAAUUGUGUCAUCAAACAUUUUCAUGACAUUCAUUUGUUAUGAGCAUAAUAUUAUACACACACACACACACAAACCAAGAAGGUGUGGUUUCACAAAAUGAGCUGGAAUUUUUAAUGUUGGUCUUUUAAUAACUUCGGUUUUCAUUACAGGUAUAAACUUAUUUACAAAUUUAUAAAUAUUUUCAAAUUUUCUAAGUUGGUACUCUUAUAUUAAAUAGAACAUUUAACAAGUAUAAAUGGAAAUAUAGUAAAGCCACAAAAUAUAUUUUACCGGAAAAAGUAUUACAUUACAUAAUGGUUAAUAGUUAACUGUAUUAAUUCCCCCAAAAAGUAAUUUUUAUUGAAAGACAAAGAUUACAUAACACUAUUGUACAUAAAUGUUUUAAAUUUUUUUAAAUAUAACUGUAAAUGAUCCAUUACAAUUGAACAGUAUCAGCUGUAUAAGAUGUGUGUGAAAACAAUAGCAGUUAAUGAUUAGUAACUAUGUUUACCUUAUUGUCAUACAAUGAAGAGAAAAAACAAUUUCAGGUCAUUUACAUGUUUUUGUGUCAUGCUUUAUGUAGAUAGUGCUAUAAAAUUAUGUGCAGAGAAAAAAAUGUCACAAAACUGUUCUCUUUAAGGUGCAAAAAAAACAAAACAAUAUAUGAACAUGUAUUGGAAUCUGUUUAAACAUUAACCAACAUAUGUUUACACAUUAAGGUUGAGAAUACUCUUUGCAAGUAAAAGAAAAAAAUUAUUAAACUGAAUUGUAAUAUGUUUUCAGAAGAGAAAAAUUGAGAUCAUCAUUGUUUUUGGAAAUAAUGUUUUAGAUUGCAAUUUGUUGAUUGAUUCAGAUUGAAUUUUGUCAGUUGUUCAAGAGCAGUCGCCUACAUUUAGUUUUUUUAAAUGACUAGGCUAGGUGACAUAUUUAUGUAUUGAAUUUUACAGGACAAAUUGCAAAUGUACAAUGCAUUUAACAAACAAACAAAAAAUACCCUUCGAGAAUCGGCUAUUUAUAGAAAUUUUGUAUUAUUUACUUUUAGUUUUCUUUAAAAUAGUUAUUAUUACUAAAAAAAAUAAUAAAAAAUAACAAAAAUGUGUUGCUCAGUAGGUAGUUUUUAGGGGUUUUUGGUAAGUUUUUGUUUCAUUUACAGUUGUUUUUUAAUCUAAUGGGGAGGGGGGGGGGGAUUCAAUUUUAUUCUAGGUCAUCUGUAUGUAGAUCACAAUUUAAGAUUUUCACAUGAAUGGAUUUUUUUUCAUAAUUUAUUUUAUUAUUAUUAUUAUUAAUAUUUGGGCAUUUGAAUCUUAACAUUGAACAGUGCUUUGGUAUUUUUGUGGCGUUAGUUAUUUCUAGCAACAUUUGUUUUCUGUUCAUCAGGAGUAAGACUUAUUACACAUUUCCUUGUGUUUGUGCGUGCCUGUGUGUGUGUGUGUGUGUGUGUGUGUGUGUCUAAACUGUAUAAAUCAAAUUUUUAAAGUAAUCUUUGUGUUGACAUACUGUUUACAGCUGCUGUGAAUUUUUCAACACAGAUCAAUUUGUACAUGCUUCCUUCUGCCCAUACCUGGUUUGUUACAGCUUGUAGUCAAUGGCCAAAGUUGCACUGCCUAAUUCAAGUCGAUACAAUAAUGAGACUUAAUUAGUCAGUAGCUAAUUUGUUACAGGUCAGCCUGAUUUAAUAAGUACUCCGUGCUGCCUGAUUCAGGAUGGCUCCUGUAUGAAUAAAGUGUAUUGUUUUAAACCAU